AUGAUAAAUAAAAAUUACAACUGCAAUUUAUCUAAACAUAAUGAAAACUAUCAACGUAAUAUAAGUAACAUAUUUAAUAGAUCCAACAUGUGGACGGUGAAAAAAUGUCAUAUGAGAGAAAAAAUAAUUAAAUUUCCAAUUCUGAUCAAAAUAAUUACAUAUACUAUUUUAAUAUGGGUAAUUCACUUAUCUCCUAAUAAUAAUUGCACCUCAUAUAAUUCAUGGAAUAGCAAUGCGAAUAAGUUAGAUAAAAUUUCAAAUUUUAAUUUCAAAAGAUCAUUAACAGAAAUUGAUGAAACAAGUGAGUCUGUUUUUCCAACGCAAGAUGUAAAUGUUGCAUUCAAUUCAGAAGAUGGUGCAAGUACAACCGAAAAUUUAGAUAAUGAUGAUUUUAAUAAGGUUUUUUUAAAUCAUUUAGAAAAUAGUGAUGAGCUAAAUGAAGAUAUACUGGAAGAAUUGAAGAAAAAGCUUGAGGAAAGCGAAUUAAAUGAUGAUGUAUUAGAUAAAGUAGAAGAAAGUGUAAAUGAUGAUAUGUUAGAUAAAGUAGAAGAAGAAAGUGUAAAUGAUGAUUUGUUAGAUAAAGUAGAAGAAAGUGUAAAUGAUGAUAUGUUAGAUAAAGUAGAAGAAGAAAGUGUAAAUUAUGAUUUGUUAGAUAAAGUAGAAGAAAGUGUAAAUGAUGAUAUGUUAGAUAAAGUAGAAGAAGAAAGUGUAAAUUAUGAUUUGUUAGAUAAAGUAGAAGAAGAAAGUGUAAAUGAUGAUUUGUUAGAUAAAGUAGAAGAAGAAAGUGUAAAUGAUGAUUUGUUAGAUAAAGUAGAAGAAGAAAGUGUAAAUUAUGAUUUGUUAGAUAAAGUAGAAGAAAGUGUAAAUGAUGAUAUGUUAGAUAAAGUAGAAGAAGAAAGUGUAAAUUAUGAUUUGUUAGAUAAAGUAGAAGAAGAAAGUGUAAAUUAUGAUUUGUUAGAUAAAGUAGAAGAAGAAAGUGUAAAUUAUGAUAUAUUAGAUAAAGUAGAAGAAGAAAGUGUAAAUGAAGUGGAGGAAACUGAAGCAAGUGAGGUAUUUUAUAAUUUACUAAAGAACGAUGAAUUAAGUGAAGAAGUACCUUAUGACACAUUAGAAAACAUAGAAGAAAGUACAAAUAUAAAUGAUAACGAACUUGAUAAUACGCAACUUACUGCUGAAGUAAUUGAUAAGGUAUUUGGUAAAGUAGAACAGAAUGAAGAAACACAUGUUAAAAUAUUUGAUAAUGUACAAGAUAUAGAAGAAGUAAAUGAUGAAGUAUUUAGUGGUGUGGAACUAAAUGAAAGAGACCAUGAUAACAUAUUAGAUAAUCCACAACAUACAGAAGAAGUAUUUGAUAAAAUAUUUGGUAAAAUAGAACAAAUUGGAGAAGUAUAUGAUAACGAAGAAGUAAAAGAUAAAGAGUUAGAAGAUGUAUAUCAAAAUGCUUUUGAUAAUAUAGAGGAACAUGCAGAAGAAGUUUCCCAGGAAUACGCGCAUGAGGCUGUAGAAGAUGAAAGUACACUGAAUUUUUUAGAAGAAAUAGAAGAAAAUUUAGUAGAUAAUUUAGAAGAAAGGGUAGAACAGAAUGGGGAGGAUGUAAAUGGUAAUUUUUUAGAAAAUUUAGAAGAAAGUAAAGAACAUAUAGAAGAUAGCUUAUUAGAUAAUGUAGUUGAAAACCAAGACGAAAAUGUAAAAGAUAACAUCUUCGAUUUUCUAGAACAAAAUAAAGAAACAGAUGAAACCUCAUUGGAAAAUAUAAAGGAAUUAGAAGAUGGAUUGUUAGAUAAUAUGGAAGAAAAAGUAGAAGAAAACAAAAACGUUUUGAAUGACUUGUUAGAGAAUAUAAAAAACGAUGUUGAAAAAGAGGAAAACAUAUUAGAAAGUUUACAAGAAAUAAGAGAUGAUAUGUUAAAUAAUGUACUUGUAACGGAAGAGCCAAGGGAAGAAUUGUCAGAUAAUUUAGAAGAAAAUAUAAAUGUAAAUGAGGAAGUAAAUGAAAAUGUUUUACAUAGUUUAGAAGAAGUAAAAGAAUGCGUAUUAGAAAAUUUAGAAGAAAAUGGAGAAUUAAAUGUAGAAGGUAAUGAACUAGAUAUUUUAAAAGAAGUGAAUGGGGAAUUAUUAGAAAAUUUUGAAAAAAAAGUAGAAACAAAUGAAAAUGCAUUGCUAAAUGUAUUGAAUUUAGAAGAAGUAGUAAUGAACAAAGAUGCAUUAGAACAUGUUUUCAAAAAUAUAAAUGGAAACGAAGAAACGAAGAAGGAAAACACAGAUGUUGUAGGAGGUCCUGUAACAGGUGAUAAGGAAGAAUCUACAGAAGUCGUUGCAGAAGAAGAUGUGGAAGAAAAUGAAGAGAUAGGUGAAGAAGAAAAUGAUGAAGAAACAGCAGGAGAAAAUGAAUAUUCAGAAGGUAUGUUAAAAAAUGCUGACAAGGACUUUAAAGAAACGUUAUUAAAUAUGUUUUCAGGAGAUGUGCAAGGAUUGGAAAAGGAACCAGAAAAGUUUUAUGAAAACUUAAAUAAAAACUUAUUAAGUAUGUUUUCCGGAAAUAAAAAGGAAAUCGAAAAAAAUGAAUCAGAAACAUUAAGUGAAGAGGAGGAUGUGUCUACUGAUAAUACUGAGACUGAAAAUGAUGAAGCUUUGUUCCAAGGACAAAGUGAAGAAGAGAUUAAACAAAAUGUACAAAAAAUACUUUCUGGAAACGUGAAACUACCUGAAGAAUUAUCAGAAAAAUUAAAUGUAGACCCCCAAAAAAGUUUACUAGAUUUAUUAUCAGGUAAUUUUGACCUAGAAGAAGGUGAAACUGAUGAUUUAGAUGAAGAAGAUGAAACUUUGAUGGACAAUAUGAGAGAGUACUUAGAAAAAACUGUUCAAGAGAAUAAUGAACAUAAUACACAAGAAGUUGUAGAAGAAGUAGUACAAGAAGCAGCAGAUGAAAUUAUGGAAGAAAAUGAGGAUAAAAAUGUAUCAAUUAUAGUAGAUAAUAAUUUUGGAGAAGGUGGUGUCAAAGAAGUAGUACAAGAAGCUUCAGAAGAAAUAAGGAAAGAAAAAGAAGAAGGAGAUGUAUUAGUAGCUGAAGAAGUCAAAACUGAAGACAUCAAAGAAGUAGUACAAGAAGCAGCAGAUGAAAUUAUGGAAGAAAAUGAUUACAAAAAUGUAUUAGUUAUUGGAGAUAAUAUUGGGGAAGACGUCAAAAAAGUAGUACAAGAGGCAACAGAAGAAAUUAUGCAAGAAAAAGAAGAAAAUACAGUACUUAUUGGUGAAGAUAAUAUUGAAGAAGUGAAUGAAGUGGUACAAGAGGCAGCAGAUGAAGUUUUAGAAGAAAAAAAAGAAGAAAAUGUAGCAGUAUUUUCAGAAGAUAAUAUUGAACAAGAUGUUGAAGAGGUAGUACAAGAAGCUGCAGAUAAAAUAAUGGAAGAAAAUGUAUUAGUAACUGAAGAAGUUAAAACUGAAGACGUCAACGAAGUAAUACAAGAAGCUGCAGAUGAAAUUAUGGAAGAAAAAAAAGAAGAACGUGUAGAAGUAGUUUCAGAAGUUAAUGUGGAGGAAGACGUUGAAAAAGUAGUACAAAAAGCAGUAGAAGAAAUAAUGGAACAAAAUGAUAAAGAAAAUGUAGGAGUUAUUGGUGAAGAUGUUACCGAAGAAGAUAUUGAAGUAGUAAAAGAAGCGGCAGAUGCAAUAAUGGAAAAAAAAGAAGAAGAAAAUGUAUCAGUUAUUGGAGAUAAUAGUAUUGGGGAAGACGUCAAAGAAGUAGUGCAAGAAACUGCAGAUAAAAUAAUGGAAGAAAAUGUAUUAGUAACUGAAGAAGUUAAAACUGAAGACGUCAACGAAGUAAUACAAGAAGCAUCAGAUGAAGUUUUGGAAGAAAAAAAAGAAGAAAAUGUGUCAGUAAUUUCAGAGGAGAAUAUUGAAGAUGAUGUCGAAGAAAUAGUACAAGAAGCUGCUGAUGUAAUUGUUCAAGAAAAAGAAGAAAAUUUGGCAUUUAUUGGAGAAGAUAAUUUUGAAGAAUAUAUUAAAGGAGUAAUACAAGAAGCAGCAGAUGAAGUUUUAGAGGAAAAAAAAGAAAACAAUGUAGCAGUAUUUUCAGAAGAUAAUAUUGAACAAGGUGUUGAAGAGGUAGUACAAGAAGCUGCAGAUAAAAUAAUGGAAGAAAAUGUAUUAGUAACUGAAGAAGUUAAAACUGAAGACGUCAACGAAGUAAUACAAGAAGCUGCAGAUGAGAUUAUGGAAGGAAAAAAAGAAGAAAGUGUAGCAGUAUUUUCAGAAGAUAAUAUUGAACAAGAUGUUGAAGAGGUAGUACAAGAAGCUACAGAUAAAAUAAUGGAAGAAAAUGUAUUAGUAACUGAAGAAGUUAAAACUGAAGACGUCAACGAAGUAAUACAAGAAGCAUCAGAUGAAGUUUUGGAAGAAAAAAAAGAAGAAAAUGUGUCAGUAAUUUCAGAGGAGAAUAUUGAAGAUGAUGUUGAAGAAAUAGUACAAGAAGCUGCAGAUAAAAUAAUGGAAGAAAAUGGAUUAGUAACUGAAGAAGUUAAAACUGAAGACGUUAACGAAGUAAUACAAGAAGCUGCAGAUGAGAUUAUGGAAGAAAAAAAAGAAGAAAGUGUAGCAGUAUUUUCAGAAGAUAAUAUUGAACAAGAUGUUGAAGAGGUAGUACAAGAAGCUACAGAUAAAAUAAUGGAAGAAAAUAUUUCAGUACUUUCAGAAGAUAAUAAUAAAGAUAUUAAAGAAGUAAUACAAGAAGCUGCAGAUGAAAUUAUGGAAGAAAAAAAAGAAGAAAGUAUAGCAAUAGUUUCAGAAGAUAAUAUUGAACAAGAUGUUGAAAAAGUAGUACAAGAAGCUGCAGAUAAAAUAAUGGAAGAAAAUAUAUCAGUACUUUCAGAAGAUAAUAAUAAAGAUAUUAAAGAAGUAAUACAAGAAGCUGCAGAUGAGAUUAUGGAAGAAAAAAAAGAAGAAAGUAUAGCAAUAGUUUCAGAAGAUAUUGUUGAACAAGACACCAAGGAAGUACUACAAGAAGUUGCUGAGGAAAUUAUGGAAGAAAAGGAAAAAGAAAAUGUAUCAAUUAUUGGAGAUAAUAGUAUUGGGGAAGACAUCAAAAAAGUAGUACAAAAAACUACAGAUGAAGUUUUAGAAGAAAAUGAAGAAGGUACAGAAGAAGUAGAUUUAAAAAGUGACAUAUUAGAUAAUUUAGAAGUAGAUGCAGAAACAACUGAAGGUGAGCAAGAAAAAGAUGGGGCAGAUUUACAAGGAGAUUUAUUUAAGAUGUUACCCAGAAACGUGCAUAUGAAUAAACAGUUAUUAGGUAAACUACAGGAUUUUGUAAAAUCGAAAGAAAAUGUAUCCAGUAUGAUAAAGAGGGCCACAGGUCGAGAUGUACCGGAAUCAGAAAUUGAAUCCUUGAGAAAUAUGUUUUCAAAAUCUAUUAAGAAAAGUGGACAGAAGAAAAAAGAUAAUGUAAAAUUAUCUGAAAAAUCCUUGUCAGAUAAAGGGUCAGUAGAAAAGGGAAAAAAGAAAAAAUCAAAAGAUAAAAAAUCAAGAAAAAAAUUACCAAGUAAAUUAGUUCAAGAGGAAAAGAAGGAAAAACAAAAGGAUGAAAAAGAAAAAGUUGAAAAACUGAAGGUUGAAAAGCAGAAGGGUGAAAAGCGAAAGGGUGAAAAGCGAAAGGAUGAAAAAGAAAAAGUUGAAAAACUGAAGGUUGAAAAGCAGAAGGGUGAAAAGCGAAAGGGUGAAAAGCGAAAGGAUGAGAAACAAAAGGAUGAGAAACAAAAGGAUGAGAAACAAAAGGAUGAGAAACAAAAGGAUGAGAAACAAAAGGAUGAGAAACGAAAGAUUAAAAAACCAAGAAAGAAAAUGUCGGAGAAAUUAGUAAAAAGUGAACAGGAGAAGUUAACUGCACAAAAUUUUAAGGACAAAGCACAUGACUUGUCGCAAAAGGUGGGAUUAAAUUCAGAAACAGUUAAAAAACAUGUGACAACAGUAAAGAAUUUUGUUCACAGGGUAGAUGAAGAAGUUGAAAAAGAAGUAAAUAGAGCGUUCAGCUCAAAACGUGAAACGAAAGAUGUCGUUAAGACUAGCGAAGGAUUUUUUAGUAAAUUAAAAAAUUUAAUAAAUAAAUAUAAAAUAUUUACCAUACCCUUUUUCACUGGAAUGGGUUCUGUAGGACUAUUUGCAUUUGGAGCUGUUGUUUCCUCUAUAUUGUCAUCAUGCAUAACCAUAUUUGCAGUAUCAUAUCUUUUAUCAAAGGUAGAUACAACAGUGAACAAAAAGAAGAAAAGACAAUUUUAUUCCUUGUAUGUCGAUUUGUUUAAUGAAUUGCAACAUAGUAUAGGGGCUUAUUUAUCAAGUUUUUAUGAUAAAACCGAGUAA
Plasmodium malariae is the source of this 6354-nucleotide messenger RNA. It is a transcript of the gene LSA3, whose product is annotated as liver stage antigen 3, putative. Lineage: Eukaryota; Apicomplexa; Aconoidasida; Haemosporida; Plasmodiidae. The transcript has 2 exons. The record is from RefSeq and is a predicted model, not a curated record. Bases 1 to 6354 code for a protein of 2117 amino acids.